GAAAUGGAAAAGUUAUCCAUUUUGAAGCUAAGUUGCAAAAGCCCAACAACGUAUCGCCCCACUUCGGUAACCCAAUUGCGUAAUCCAACCUCCAAGCCCAAACCCAAAUUUCAUUUCCGUCACCUUAGUCGGGAUCACCACCGCCUCUGACGCGGCGAACUUUGUUCUCCGGUCACUGUUCACCAGCUCCGCUGACAUCCCUUCCCAACUCCGGCUUUCUCCUCUUUAUUCCCGCUUCCAUAAGCUGACCCUUUUUCCUAUAAUCUCACCCGAGUCACUUCAUACUAGCAACAAUAAAGAAAUGAUUAUAAACCCAUUCAAGAAUGAAGUUUUUUACUUGCAAGAGCAGCUUAAACCUUAAUUUGGAGUUUAUGCUUCAAAGGGGUCUUUUGAGGGUGACGUUCUGAUCUGAUUAAGAACACUGUUGCUAACUGGGUCUUCAGUUUUUAGUAAAAGAGAAUAUAAUUUCUUCAACGAGAAAGGAUGAUCCUGUCUGCUCUACUGACUUCGGUUGGAAUCAAUCUUGCACUUAGUCUUCUGUAUUUUGCUUUGUACUCAAUACUGAGGAAGCAACCGGGCAAUGUUGAAGUAUAUGCUCCGCGUUCGGUUGCUGAGGGAAAAUCCCGGCAAGAUGGAGGAAGUGAUUUCAACUUGGAGAGAUUGUUACCUUCUGCUAAUUGGUUGAAAAGGGCAUGGCAGCCCUCCGAAGAUGAGCUGUUAUCUAAGAGUGGUUUGGAUGCUGUAGUCUUCAUGCGUAUUUUUAUUUUCAGCAUGAGGGUAUUUGCUUUUGCCUCUGUUAUUGGGAUUUUCGUUCUUCUUCCAGUCAACUAUAUGGGUAACCAGCUCGAGUUUGACUUCAUCGGCUUGCAGAAUAGUACUCUGGAAUCAUUCACUAUUUCUAAUGUUAACGACGGCUCAAACAGGUUGUGGAUUCACUUCUGUGCUGUAUAUGUUUUCACGGUGUUUGUCUGCUGCCUUCUUUAUUUUGAAUAUUCAUACAUUUCAUCCAAAAGACUGGCUUUUUUCUACUCCUCAAAACCUGAGCCGCAACAGUUUACUAUUUUAGUGCGAGGUGUUCCUGUUCCCUCUGGGACAAGCGUCGGUCAUAAUGUUGAGAGCUUUUUCACUGAACAUUAUCCUUCUACUUACCUUUCACACUGUGUGGUACACCGUACGAGCAAGCUCAAGACUCUUAUAAAUGAUGCGGACAAGUUAUACAAAAAGCUUGUCAGGCUGAAAUCAAGCCAAGGUGAAGAAAGGUUCAAGCGUGCUGGAUUUAUGGGGCUUACUGGACGCAGAGUUGAUCUUGUGGAUCAUUAUGAAAGGAAGCUCGAAGAUGCUGAAGUUAACGUGCGGACAGAACAAUCUUCAAUUGCAGUAAAGGAAGUUCGAGCUGCAUUUGUUUCUUUUAAGACACGACUUGGUGCAGCAAUAGCUUCUAGUAUCAGACAAGGAGUAAAUCCUACUGAAUGGGUUACCGAACCAGCUCCUCAUCCACAAGAUGUUUACUGGCCAUUCUUCUCAGCAUCUUUUACGAAGAGAUGGAUUUGCAGCAUUCUUGUGUUCGGCGCAUUCAUUAUUCUCACAAUUUUAUUCCUUGUACCUGUUUUGAUAGUGCAAGGCCUUACUCAUUUGGACCAACUGGAGUUCUACUUCCCAUUUCUGAAAAGCAUUCUAAGAAUAACCUUCGUCAGUCGAAUAGUUACGGGCUAUCUUCCGAGUCUUAUUCUGCAAGGGUUUCUGUAUUUUGUGCCACCUAUUAUGAUUAUGCUAUCCUCAAUACAAGGGUACAUUGCAAUGAGUCAGAUUGAAAAAAGUGCAUGCAUCAAGGUUUUGUUUUUCACCAUCUGGAAUAUCUACUUUGCAAAUGUAUUAUCAGGAUCUGCUCUCUAUCGUGCAAAUAUUCUUCUUGAGCCAAAGGAAAUUCCUGCCUUACUUGCUGUGGCAGUACCUGGACAGGCUACUUUUUUCAUAGCAUAUGUUGUGACAUCUGGAUGGACUGGUACCUGUUCAGAGCUUAUUCAACUGAAAAGACUUCUUCUAAGUUCCAUUCGAGGAAUAUUUGGCAGAAAUUCUCGCGAUGAUUUUGAAGUUCCGUCAAUUCCUUACCAUAGUGAAAUUCCAGGGAUACUCUUUUUCAGCCUCCUUGGUGCAACAUACUUCUUCCUUGCACCACUUAUUCUGCCUUUUCUCGUGGUCUUCUACUGUCUGGCAUACAUAAUCUACCGUAACCAGCUGUUAAAUGUUUAUUCACCUGCAUUUGAGACUGGUGGAAAGUUCUGGCCCAUAGUACAUGGUUCAACUAUAUUCUCUUUAGUUCUGAUGCAUGUCGUUGCCAUUGGAAUAUUUGGGCUGAAGGAACUGCCUUUAGCUUCCAGCUUAAUGAUUCCUCUUCCCAUUCUUACGCUUAUUUUCAACAACUAUUGCCUGAGACGCUUCCUACCUGCAUUUAAGGAUUACUCUGCGGAGAGUUUGAUAAGGAAAGACAAAGAUGAUGAAAAUGAUCCCACCAUCUCAACGUUUUUUGCUGAACUUGAAAAUGCAUACCGGGAUCCUGCCUUGGACAUUCAAUAUUCUAGAACUGAUGAGAGAAUAAACACUCCACUCCUGGCUUAGAGCUCAUGGACAAAAAGAAAGUGUGUUACCUGCUCCUUACUCUUCUCAGAAAAUAAAGCUUUUAGUCAAUCUAUUAAUUGGUAUUUGAUUGUAGUCAAAAUUUUCUGCUUUGUCAUAGCAUGCCUGCUUUCUUUUAAUCUGGUAUCCGAAAAAGUAAAAGGAAAAGAUUAAAUCUCACAAAUUUCUAGCGGGUGGAAUCUGGGUUGGAGAUCUCUAUCUGUUUGUAUAUGAUCUUCCUCAGCUUAUUGGCAUAUUGGUGUAGUUAAAUCAACCACUCUAGGUGUUAAUAGUCAUAUGCACAGUAGAAGUACAAAGGUAGCAUUAUCUUUUCUUGUGAUUUCUUUAGCCAUUCAAAUUUUUAACACUUGAUUUUGAUGAGUGAUGUCCAAAAUAUGGCAUUUGUUUUGGUCAUUUGCAAAUUUGGUGGAUUCUCUAAAGUGUGAUGUACUCCCUCCGGUCCUUAAUACAAGGCAUUUUAGUUUGUCAUAGGUUUCACCUAGUACGUAUUUUUAAUUGACAAAAAAACUUAAAAAAAUAUAUUUUCCUAUUCAUUAUGAUCUCUUGGUUGUUAUGAAAUAGUUUUAAGGUUUUUUUUAUCAAUUAAAAGUACGUAUCUGGUGAAACAUGAAACAAAUCAAAAUACUUCAUAUUAAGGACACAAGGGAGUACUAUAUAUCAAAUCUGCAAGUCAAUCAUGUCUACAUCAUAUACUGAAGUAAGUUGGUGACUGAAGAAGAUAUACUUGCUGAAGCUCCACAUGGAGGGCCAAAAGACUGGUCAUUGACAUUUUUUUUUUUUGGCUCACUUGAAAUUGAAUUGAUCAGGAGCAGGAGGAGAAGCUGUAUUUUGCCUCCACUUGGCAGUCUGAGAAGGGGAUGGAGAAUCUGAUGAUGCUUUCUCUUUUUUAAUCAAAGCGAUGAGCUCACAAGUAGAAAAAGGUGCGAAUUGUCGACAAGUGGAACACUGUAUACCUAUACUGAUGUAUUGUUUGUAUUAUUUAGGCCCUAUUUAUUAUAUAUGUAUAGUCUGCUGCAAGAUCUUGUUUUGUCCUAUGUUUCAACUACUAACUCCUGUCCCUUCUAUUCAUAGUUUUGAAAACAAAGCAAACUGAUUGGGUAUAAAUGGCUCUCUUCACUCUUUUUUCUUUUGGCACCGAAUUGAUUAUACAAUUGCUUAUUGUUUUAUUUGUACCUCCAAAAUGCCAAAAGGAUGUUGUCUUGGUUUAACUAUCUGCUCCUCCAG
Oldenlandia corymbosa var. corymbosa is the source of this 3858-nucleotide messenger RNA. The record is from the annotation of a GenBank genome assembly. NCBI's taxonomy places the organism in Eukaryota, Viridiplantae, Streptophyta, Magnoliopsida, Gentianales, Rubiaceae.